Molecule: messenger RNA, 777 nt
Organism: Rhopalosiphum padi (bird cherry-oat aphid)
Lineage: Eukaryota; Metazoa; Arthropoda; Insecta; Hemiptera; Aphididae
Product: tubulin polyglutamylase TTLL6-like
Exons: 5
Coding region: 1-777 (258 amino acids)
Biological process (GO): protein polyglutamylation; microtubule cytoskeleton organization
Cellular component (GO): cilium
Molecular function (GO): tubulin-glutamic acid ligase activity; tubulin binding
Source: RefSeq, a predicted model, not a curated record
AUGUCAGAAAUUUGUCGUAAGGAUUCAUUAGCUCGCAACCUCGACACAAUGGCUACUAGUUUUCGAGACGAUUAUAACUUUUAUCCUAUGACAUGGUAUUUACCAUCAGAUUAUAUAAAAUUUCAAAAUUAUAUGAGUCAACAUAAAAGUUCAACAUAUAUUUUAAAACCAACAACAGGAAGUCGAGGAACCGGGAUAUAUAUAACAAAAUCUCCCAAAAAAAUUAAUCAAUAUAAAAAUAUGAUUUGUCAGCUUUAUAUUUCCAAACCAUUGUUAUUAGAUGGCUAUAAAUUUGACAUGCGUGUGUAUACCUUGAUAGCAUCAUGUGAUCCACUUAAGAUAUACGUUUAUAAUGAUGGUCUUGUCAGAUUAGCAACGGAACCUUAUGAAACGCCUACGCACAACAAUGUAAACGAUCGGUAUAUGCACCUAACUAAUUACUCAGUGAACAAAUGCAAUAAAAUGUACAUCGAUAACGAAAUUUUUGGAAGUAAACGCCGAAUUACAACGCUCAAUAAUUGGCUACACGCAGAAGGCUACGAUGAGAAAAAAAUAUGGAAUGAAAUUGAUGAUGUCAUUAUUAAAACCAUAAUCCUGGCCUAUCCGUUUGUCAACCGCAGCUAUCAGACAUGUUUCUCCAGUCAUAAAUACAUGCCGGCAUGUUUUGAAAUCCUGGGAUUCGACAUACUUUUAGAUGAAAACUGCAAGCCAUAUCUCUUGGAAGUCAGAUAUUGUUACAUCAUUGAUCCAUGCGAUGGAUUAAUUUUUCAUUUUUAA